Messenger RNA from Sesamum indicum (sesame), 2889 nucleotides. Its product is annotated as putative DEAD-box ATP-dependent RNA helicase 48. Gene Ontology annotation, molecular function: ATP binding; RNA helicase activity; nucleic acid binding. The record is from RefSeq and is a predicted model, not a curated record. Lineage: Eukaryota; Viridiplantae; Streptophyta; Magnoliopsida; Lamiales; Pedaliaceae.
AUUCCUGCAAUAUCAAAUUGUUUUGCCAAGUAUCAGAAACCUGUCCUCUUAAACCCUAAACCCCGUGCUAGAAACCCCUUUUCCCCAAUUUUUGCAGAAUGCAUUUCUUCUCCAUUUUUCUCCACAAACCUUCAAGAACUCUCCACAGUAGGUUCAUCUUCCUCCGGUAUAUGGGCGGCGGGCCUCGAACCUUUCCUGGCGGGCUCAACAAGUGGCAAUGGAAACGCAUGCACGAGAAAAAAGCCCGAGAGAAAGAGAAACGUCUUCUCGAGCAAGAAAAACAAGUUUAUCAGGCAAGGAUCCGGUCAGAAAUUCGGGCCAAACUUGUGUCUGCUGAAAACCCCAUCUCGAGCAGGGAAAAGCCCAACCAGAACCAGCUCGAUUACGGCCCGUUGACGCCCCAAGACCAUGUCAAGGCUCUUGCUGAUCGGUUUAUGAAGGAAGGAGCUGAGGAUUUGUGGAAUGAAAACGAUGGCCCCUUGGAAAUUCCUUCGAAUAAACCGGGGAAAAGCCGAUUUAGUGGUGACCCUAUUGAUAUGCAGAGGUUGAUUGCUGAGAGGUCGAGUUUUCGUAUUGGGGAAAAUACUGAAAAGAGUGACUUUUCCAAGAAUGUGAGUGGUAAUAUAGCUAAACCGAGGCAUUUUUCUACUUAUGCCAGGCGAAGUGGGAAUCUCUUUGGUGAUUUUGGAAAUGAGUACUUGAGGACGAUGAGUUAUGGAUUUGGUUUAGUGGCUAGUUGUAGGCGUGGGAUUUUGAUGGGUGUAAGCGAUGUGUUGAAUUUGAAGUGUUAUUAUUCUGUGGGUGCUACAAGUACAAUGGGUAAAAGGUCGAAUUUUUCCAGAGAAUGCCAAAAAUCUCUGAUUGAUGAUGACGCGGAUGCCAAAGUGAGGUCUGGUUGUGGUGGGAGGGUGAAGUGGCCAAGGUUUCGAGGUGGUGAAAUGGAUUCAUCUGAUGAUGAUGACACCGAUGAUCACGACGAUGAUAAGGAAUUGGAAAGUAGCAGGAAGAUCUUGAGUAGUAGUGCAGCAUUGGGGAAGUAUGAUAUGAAGUACAAGAAACGAGUGCCAUUGAAUUUUUUGGAAGAUGAGGAUGAUUUAUCUCAGCAGGUUGAGGCAAUUCGGCAGGAGGUCAGUCAGAGGAAGAGCAUGCAGGAGGAUGGAAAAGAAAAAGAUGAAGAGGAAUCAAUUCUUAGUACGAAAAGGUUUGAUGAGUGUGAUGUGUCUCCACUGACCAUCCGAGCACUUACUGAGGCUGGUUAUGAGCAAAUGACCACGGUACAAGAGGCGACCCUUUCUGCCUGCCUCGAAGGAAAGGAUGCUUUAGUCAAAGCUAGGGCUGGCACGGGCAAGAGUCUUGCUUUUUUGCUUCCUGCUAUUGAAACAGUUCUGAAGGUAACAAGUGGUGCCAUAGUACAGCGGGUCCCACCAAUGUAUGUUCUUAUUCUUUGCCCCACCAGAGAACUUGCAAGUCAAAUCUCUGCAGAAGCGAAUGUGCUCCUAAAGCACCAUGAUAGCAUAGGCGUGCAAACAUUAGUUGGAGGGACACGAUUUAAAGUUGAUCAAAGACGCCUAGAAUCUGGUCCGUGCCAGAUACUUGUUGCUACUCCUGGUAGAUUGUUAGAUCACAUUGAGAACAAGUCUGGCAUCUCAGUGCGCUUGAUGGGACUGCAGAUGCUUAUACUUGAUGAAGCAGACCACUUGCUAGACCUGGGGUUUAGGAAGGAUAUGGAGAAAAUCGUUGAUUGUUUGCCUCGCAAGAGGCAGUCUUUACUCUUUUCAGCUACAAUUCCAAAAGAGGUCCGUCGGAUAUCUCAACUUGUUCUGAAAAGGGACCAUGCUUAUAUAGAUACCGUGGGGCUUGGGUGUUUGGAAACUAACGCUAAGCAGGUUAAGCAAUUUUACCUUGUUACACCGCACGACCAGCAUCUUCAAGUAGUAUAUCAUCUGUUGAAGAGCCAUAUAUCAGAAGUGCUUGACUACAAGGUUAUUGUUUUCUGUGCAACGGCAAUGAUGACAUCACUCAUGUGUUCCCUUUUCCGGGGGAUGAAUUUGAAUGUCAGAGAGAUUCAUUCCAAAAAGCCUCCACUCCAUCGAACUCGGAUCUCCGACGAAUUUAAGGAAGCUAGAAGAUUGAUUCUGAUCACUUCAGAUGUUUCUGCUCGAGGUGUGAACUAUCCUGAUGUUUCAUUAGUCAUUCAGGUUGGCAUUCCCACAGAUCGAGGACAAUAUAUUCAUCGACUCGGAAGAACAGGGCGACAAGGCAAAGAAGGUGAAGGGGUUCUGUUGCUUGCACCAUGGGAACAAUAUUUCCUAGAUGAGAUAAAGGAUCUACCUCUUGAGAAGCGCCCUUCGCCAAAUCUGGAUCCUGAUGUAAAACUAAAGAUAGAAGAGUCAAUGGAAAACAUGGAUCCUAGCAUCAAAGAAGCAGCUUAUCAUGCCUGGCUCGGUUAUUAUAACUCGAUCACCGCAAUUGGGAGGGACAAAACCUCACUCGUGGAGUUGGCCAACCAAUUCUCAGCAUCAAUUGGUUUACAAAAGCCACCUGCUCUCUACCGGAAAACUGCGUUAAAAAUGGGACUGAAAGACAUCCCCGGCAUUCGAAUACGCAAGUAGCUCCACCUCUCCGUGCUUCAACCGUGUAUAUAAUUUCCAGACUCUGCCAUUUCCAUAGCAACAAAUUGCUUCAACUUCAUUUCAAUAUUACUUGUCUUGCUAAUUUGCUGCGAGCAGCAAAGUUGAAAGAUUCGAAAUUUCUAAUGUGGGAUUCUCCAAACAAGUUCUAAUGAUUUAUUGUAAGAAAUUUGAAAUUCAUAUAUUUAAAUCCAUCAAUUCAAACACGAAGAUAGCUUAUGCUGUAACCUUUUCAUGUCUCUUUAGAUGGUUUUUCGUU